This is a messenger RNA of Bombina bombina (fire-bellied toad), 1829 nucleotides long. RefSeq names its product rhomboid domain containing 2 (gene RHBDD2). The transcript has 4 exons. NCBI's taxonomy places the organism in Eukaryota, Metazoa, Chordata, Amphibia, Anura, Bombinatoridae. Gene Ontology annotation, molecular function: serine-type endopeptidase activity. The coding region runs from base 58 to 1098 and encodes 346 amino acids. Gene Ontology annotation, cellular component: membrane. The record is from RefSeq and is a predicted model, not a curated record.
GGAACGCGGAAGUAGAAAGAAACAAAAUGCUGCUUGUAGGCAGUCGGCCUUAGCACAAUGAAGGAAGGGGACAAGGCACAAAGCGGCUCUUGGCUGGGAAGGAUGAAGUCGUGGCUACCGCAGGUUGCGAUAACCCCGGGUGUGGCUGUGACUAUUCUGGCUUCUCUAGCCAUCUCAUGCCCGGGUCUGCUGCGGGUAGCUAGAGGGGAAGUGCCCGGUGCCAGGAUGGAUCUAGAAGCUGGUAUUCUGGGCGGUAUUGAUGUCCACAGGUUGAUCACGUAUAUCUGUUUCCAUGAGGAUCUCUCAUCUUUGGUCUGCAGCUGCCUGCUCAUCUGGUAUUUUGGUGGAGGCUUUGAGGAAAACAUGGGCACUGUCAAGUUCUUCUUCCUUACACCUCUAUUUGCGGUAUCUUCAGGGCUUGUCUACCUGGCAAUCUUGGCCACAGGUCUCCACCUGCCAAUGGAUGACAGAGUUCAAGGAUUCACUGCUGUGGCCUUUUCAAUGAUGUGUGUUUUUAUCGCACGCAGUAGCCUCAAGCGCCUUAUGUUUUUUGGAUUCAUGGUGCCUAUCAAGAUUAUGCCUUUACUGUUCCUGCUCCUGGCACUUUUUAUUCCUCAUGCUCCGGUCCUCAGCAAUGUGUGUGGCAUCCUGGUUGGUACAGUGUAUGGCAUGGGUAGCUGCUUUUUCCUGGACCUCCCGGAAUCUUUGAUGUCACGAUUAGAACAGAUGUUACCUUUUAAAUUGCUGAAGCGCCUCCCAUUUGUGAAAUAUAUCCCUGCCACUUUAGCUGAGAGAAAUGCUUCCCAAACACGAAAGAUAAACCCACCACCCGGAUCUUACCCCACACAACAGUAUUACACACCUUCCCCUGGCCUCUCUAAAAGUUACAACCCAUAUCAUAAUGCCAGACCCACUGGAACAUGGCCUGCAGCUGCGUCUGUUGGAUCUUAUCCUACUCAAGUUGUUACUGGCUCUCCUCCACAGAUAAACCAUUCUUGCACAGCAGGACACAGCCAUACAGAGGCUCACUCCUCCCCAGGUACAUCUGGAGUCUUGUUCCCUUCUCCAGGACUACAGGAAGUGCAGACUCAGGCGUAGCGUAAUCUACGUAUAGAAAUACCACUUUUUAUUGAUUUAUAUUGUCAGACUGGAUGUGCUGCAGUGAACACAAAAUGCAGAAUUUGUAUUGUCAUUUUGCUUUUUGACCGUCUUUAUUGUAAAUCAGUAGUGUAGCCCCAUUCUACAAUCUGUAUUCACAAAAUAUAUUUUCAUACAUCAUUGUCCAGGAAUUUUAUAUGUGAUAUCUACUCCCACUUUCUCAGUUGGAUUCCUUCUCUUCAUCCUUAUGUACUUCAUUUAAAUACUGGUUAUUUUUAUAAUCCCUUCUUUUUCCUUUUUGGACUAAAUUGUUUAUAUCAAUAAAUUAUCCUUCCUUAAAGGGACGUUUUAAAGCAAAAAAUUACAUGCUCUAACAUGUCAUUUCCGCAUCACAGACCAGAUGUGUUUAAACAAUUGUUUUUUGCAUCUAGAAUGCAACCUAAAUAUCUAUGUUUCAUCCACAAAUGAGUAUCUGUAACAUCUUUCUAAACAACUGCACAUAUUAAAAGCUUUCUGCAGGAGUAAUAUGUACAAGUAUUUCCAAGCACUGUUGCUUGUCUGCUUAUGAACUCUGUGGUAGCAUUAAAAAAAACCAAUAACAACUUCAGACUUUUGAUGCAAGAUGGCUUUUUUUUCAGACUGAAACCAAACAAUAAUACAAACCUGAGAGGUCAUUUGUAUAUGAAUCAUUUUGUUUGAUCAAUGUGUCUAUUAAAAAUAAUGCCUUACUA